Osmerus eperlanus (European smelt) is the source of this 2248-nucleotide messenger RNA. It is a transcript of the gene guf1, whose product is annotated as GTP binding elongation factor GUF1. The transcript is spliced from 17 exons. The record is from RefSeq and is a predicted model, not a curated record. Gene Ontology annotation, cellular component: mitochondrion. Gene Ontology annotation, molecular function: GTP binding; mitochondrial ribosome binding; GTPase activity. Lineage: Eukaryota; Metazoa; Chordata; Actinopteri; Osmeriformes; Osmeridae. The coding region runs from base 51 to 2114 and encodes 687 amino acids. Gene Ontology annotation, biological process: positive regulation of translation.
CAUCUGGAAAAUGGCCGCCCCCUGUUAGACGUGUUUUACUGAUCCCACACAUGAUCACAGCCCUCAACAUGAUAUUUUCACUGUAUUCUUCUCAGUUUGUUUACAAGACAAUCUUUUGUAGGCGUAUUUUGGACUUUAGAAUCCUUCGAACAAGACUGAGGAACCAGGGCAAUCAUACAACAUGCACAAUUUUAAGACACCGCUGGAUGAAAAAUGUACCAGUGUUUUCUCAAAACAACACUACAACGAUGUUCAGUACGCAACCUGAAAAGGAACAUUUUGACAUGUCUGAGUUCCCAGUGGAGAGGAUCCGGAACUUUAGCAUCAUUGCUCACAUCGACCACGGGAAGAGCACGUUGGCGGACCGGCUUCUGGAGAUGACGGGGGCCAUAGCCAAGACAGAGAGGAACAAACAGGUGUUGGACAAGCUGCAGGUGGAGAGAGAGAGAGGCAUCACGGUUAAGGCUCAGACUGCCUCUCUGUUCUACACACACCAAGGACAGACCUACCUGCUCAACCUCAUAGAUACUCCAGGCCAUGUGGAUUUCAGUUACGAAGUCUCAAGAUCGAUUUCUGCAUGUCAGGGAGUUUUGCUGAUUGUUGACGCCAACCAGGGAAUUCAAGCGCAAACAGUGGCUAACUUCUAUCUAGCAUUUGAAGCUCAACUGACAAUCAUUCCUGUUAUUAACAAGAUUGAUUUGAAAAAUGCAGAUCCAGAGAGAGUAGAGAAGCAGAUUGAGAAGGUGUUUGAUAUUCCACGUGAGGAAUGUAUUCGGAUUUCAGCCAAACUCGGCACCAACGUGAACCAAGUGUUACAGGAAGUCAUUGUUAGAAUCCCACCGCCCACAGCCAGGACAGAGGAGCCAUUCAGAGCACUGGUGUUUGACUCCAACUUUGACCAUUACCGGGGGGUGGUUGCGAACAUCGCUGUGUUCGGAGGGCAGGUCAGUAAAGGGGACAGGAUCGUGUCGGCAUAUCUGGGGAAAACCUACGAGGUGAACGAGCUGGGAAUCUUGAGGCCAGAGGAGAGCCCGACAAGCACACUGUAUGCAGGGCAGGUGGGCUACAUGGUAGCAGGCAUGAAGGAGGUGAAGGAAGCCCAGAUUGGUGACACGCUCUACAGCCUCAAACAGCCCGUGGAGGCCCUGCCAGGGUUCAAGCCCGCCAAGCCCAUGGUGUUUGCUGGGAUGUAUCCUGUGGACCAAUCAGACUACAGUGCCCUCCGUAGCGCGGUGGAGAAACUGACCCUGAACGACUCCAGCGUCACGGUGAAGAGAGACAGCAGUCUGGCGCUGGGGGCAGGCUGGAGGUUGGGCUUCCUGGGUCUGCUCCACAUGGAGGUGUUCAACCAGAGGCUGGAGCAGGAGUACAACGCCUCGGUCAUCGUCACGGCGCCCACUGUGCCCUACCGAGCCGUCCUGUCAUCGCCCCGCCUCAUCAAAGAGCAUGGGGCGCAGGAGAUCACCAUUGUCAGCCCGGGUCAGUUCCCGGACAGGAGCGUCAUCAGUGAGUACCGGGAACCCAUGGUGCUGGGAACCAUCAUCGCCCCCGACGACUACAUCAGUAGGAUCAUGAGCCUCUGCCUGAAUCGCAGAGCCCUGCAGAAGAACAUGGUGUACAUCGAUGAACACAGAGUCAUGAUGAAGUACCUGUUCCCGCUCAAUGAGGUGGUGGUGGACUUCUACGACCUUCUCAAGUCCAUGUCCUCAGGCUACGCCAGCUUUGAUUACGAGGAGGCAGGUUACCAGGCAGCUGACCUCAUCAAGAUGGACAUUCUGCUGAACGGACGACCAGUAGAGGAACUCACCACUAUAGUACACAGAGACAAGGCGUACAGCGCAGGCAAGGCCAUGUGUGAGCGCCUGAAAGACUCCAUCCCCAGACAGAUGUUUGAGAUCGCAGUUCAGGCGUCCAUCGGCAGCAAGGUCAUCGCAAGAGAGACGAUAAAGGCUUUCCGGAAAAACGUGCUUGCCAAAUGUUAUGGGGGUGAUGUAACUCGAAAAAUGAAGCUGUUGAAGAAGCAGGCUGAGGGGAAGAAGAAGAUGAGACGCAUUGGCAACGUGGACGUUCCCAAAGACGCCUUCAUCAACGUGCUGAAGAGGAAGGACAAGUAGAGGACCAAUACAAUACCAGUGCCCUGUUGUUAUUUAUUGACAUAUAGAGUAGCUCCAUGCUACCGUUACAACUGUAAAUAGUUAAAGUUGUACAUUUUAUUAAAGGUUGAACCAUUGUUUGGUUAAAUACUUGU